Suillus clintonianus is the source of this 5995-nucleotide messenger RNA. RefSeq lists its product as uncharacterized. NCBI's taxonomy places the organism in Eukaryota, Fungi, Basidiomycota, Agaricomycetes, Boletales, Suillaceae. The coding region runs from base 69 to 5927 and encodes 1952 amino acids. Gene Ontology annotation, molecular function: structural constituent of nuclear pore. The record is from RefSeq and is a predicted model, not a curated record. The transcript has 18 exons. Gene Ontology annotation, cellular component: nuclear pore. Gene Ontology annotation, biological process: mRNA export from nucleus; protein import into nucleus.
AUUGUCUGCAAUUUAUUCAUUCAAGACUUGAUUCAGGCUAAAGCUCAGCUCGUCCCUCCCCAUAUUACAUGGUGGGCACAAGGCGAAAAAGCAAGGCCGCUGCUGCCGCAGCCGUUCACCACGACCACGACGGCGCAUCAACACAAGGAACAGACGAGUUCAGCCAUCCGCAACCAUUCAGCGUCCCACUACCUAUCGACAUCGAUGUGGAAGAACUUUCAAGCUUGAUACCAGAAGUCUCAUUUGCUACCCCAACCCCUGAGACAAUAGUAUCUGUGUACAGAUUACUACUCGCACAAGUCACCGAAACCAAUGCCACUCAGAGAGACCUAGAGGAGGCGAGAGCAGAGGUUGAACGGAGGGAAAUAGAAUUGGACCAGGCAUAUCAAGAUGCGGAGAACAAGACCAAAAGUCUUGAAUCUUCUCUUGAAAAUGUUCAGAAUCAGCUCACAGUCACGAGGCAAGAAAAGGAGCAGCUCGCUGUAUCGAAGAGCAGCUUAGAAGCACAGAUAUCAAAUUUUAGCACCUCGCAGUCCUCUUCGUCGACGGAGCUUGAUCAAUUGAAACAUCGUGUCGAAGACGCUGAACGCGAAAAACGUGACCUUAUGGGUGUGGUCAAUAGGUUGAAGGAAGAUGCAACGCAGCGCGACGAUGAGAUACAAAAUUUGCGCAACAGCCUUCGACAAGCACGUCAAGAACACCAAACCCAGGAGGCCCAAGUGCGCGAACUCAGCUCAUCAGAAACGUCCAACAAGUUCAAGAUCGACUCUCUAACGCAGCAACUCGAACUUUCACAGUCCGAAGUCGAGCGUGUCACCUCCGAGUUGUCCUCCAAAAUCGAAGAACACGCUAAAUACCGACGCACGAAACAUGCCGAGUCCGCGACUCUUCAAGCCGCACAUGACUCACUCACUCAACAACACUCAGCAUCGGAGAGCGCAUUCAAAGCUCUCCAGAGCGCGCACUCAUCUCAAACACACCAACUCACGCAGGCUCUUGCACGCGUACAGGAUUUGACUGGACAGCUUGCGGAACAGGAAGCAGCGUUCACCAGUGAAGCAUCCGGACUGCGACGACUAGUAAACAUUAUGGAAGAGCGCGAGAAGCAGGCAAAGGAGAUCGUCGAAGGCAUUGAACGCGAAUGGGCAGGUGUCGGUGAACGCGCUGAGCGUCGCGAGGCUGCCCUGCAUGCUGAAGUCGAGAGGGAGAAGCGGGCCCGAGAGGAAGCGGAACGAAAGGUCGACCAACUUGAGACUGUCCUUGAACGUAUGAACCGUGGUGAAUUGCCUGUCGCCACCCGCGGAACUCCUGUCCCAGGAACCCCAUCCACGCCCGCUCGUAAUCUUGCCCAAGGGGCCGGAAUGGAAGGUAUGCUCGGUUUGAGCCCGACGGUCGCAAUGGUCAGCAGGGCGCAGAAGACUGGCAAGACUUUCACCGAGGUCUAUGCCGACUACGUACGCUUGCAGGAUGAACUAGCAAAGAAGUCAGCCGAGUAUGAUCACAUGGACAGAACGCUUUCUGCAGUGUUGGCUCAGAUCGAGGAACGGGCACCCAUUCUAUCACAACAACGGGAAGAGUACGACCGCCUACAAUCUGAAGCCGCACAACUUGCCUCACAACUCUCGACCGCGCUCGCCGAACGAGAAGCUAACUCAAACGCAUUCCAAGAAGCUUCGCAGAAGUUGAAGAAAUCGCACUCAGAGAAUGAGCUUCUGCAACGACAGCUCGAUGACCUGGGCCGGCAAGUUCAAACUUUGCUCAAGGAACUCGGGAGACGCACAGACCCGUCUUUGCCCACGGAUGUGGAAAUGGAAGAAAUGGACCCCCUACCAGCUGAAAACAUCGACGCGGUCAUCACCAACAACCUCGUGUUGUUCCGCAGCAUCGGUGGGCUGCAAGAGCAGAACCAGAAGCUACUCAAGAUCGUUCGUGAACUUGGCGCGAAAAUGGAGGCAGAGGAGCGUGAGUACCGUGAAGCACUUGAGCAAGAGCAGAGUGAAGCUGUGAGAGAGGCGCACGAGGCAAUUCAGGAUUUGGCCGCACAGCUCGAGAGACAGAAGAAGAGCAGCGAUAUGACUAUUCAGGCGUACAUGAAGGAGCGGGAUGCGUUGAAAGCAAUGCUUGCGCGGGCUGAGCGCUCGGGACUCCAUCCGGGUGUCAACGGCGACAUUAACGGCAUUUCUGGUCCCAUCAAAGACAAUCUAGCUGCAGAACUUGAAGACGUGCAAGCUCAAUUUGAGGCCUAUAAAGCUGAGAUGGGAAUGGACUCUGUGAAGCUUCGAGAGGAGUUACAGCAAGCGCAUCGCGACCUCGGGCAGGUCAAUGUUGCGCUUGCGAAGGCGAAUGCAAAGAUUGAAAAUCUCGCUGACCGUCAUCGUAUGAGCCAGGACGAAACAGCGCUACAUACCCGCGAUAUCGACAACUUGACGAAGCGCAAUCAGCAACUCUACGACCAGUAUAUCCGGAUUGAUGUCGAGUGUAAUCGGGCCCAGCACGAAUUGUCGGAGGCCAAUAGCCGUGUCGAGCAGUUGCGGAAUGACAAUGCUAACCUGCGUGCGGAGAAGAAGAUAUGGGAGUCUGUCCAAGUCCGCCUGGUACAGGAGAACAAGACCCUUUCCGUGGAGCGGUCUCACCUGGCUGAUCUUAUGGCCAAUGUGCAGAGGAUGCACGGCGAUCUUGAACGUUCGGGAGAAAAUGACCGCCGGCGUCUGGAGAACCAAAUCCAGACGAUGGAUGACCAGACGAAAGACAUGAAGGCUCAGCUCUUGCAGGAGCGCGAUGCAGUCCGCCACGUUACACUUCAGAAGGAUAUCGACUUAAAGGACCUGCAAACCCGCCUGGACAAGACGACCGAACAACUAUCUCAAGCCCGGGAGUCUCUCGUCGGUGCAGAAACCAGCAAAGUCCACCUUCAAGAGCGUGUCGACCAACUUACACGCCAACUACAAGGUAACGAGGAGAAACUUGCCGUGUACGAACGUCGGCCAUCGGUUGCCAAUGGUGUUGCUCCUACUGCGCAAGACCUUCCACGUGAACAACAACUCGAGCAAGAAGUCGCGGAAUUGCGGUCUGCUUUGAAGGUCGCUCAAGUCGAUCUUGCAGCUGCCCGUAGCCACAUGCAACAAUUCCAAGAGAUCUCUCAAGCCAACGAAACUGCUCUGUCCGCGCUAAAUGCUACGCACGACGAAUACAAGACUGAGACUGAGGCGCAAAUUUCGAAGAACGAGCUCGAGUACAAGGCCCUUCAAGAUAAACUGCGCAGUGUGGAGGAUGAUUUGCGACAGUCUGCCGGCAAGUUCUCUGAACUUCAACGCACGUUUGAGUCGGAGCGUCUGGUUUGGACUAAUGACAAGAAGACUUUGGAGGAUACCAUCGUUGACCUGAGCACCUCUGAGAAGACUUCUGAGACUGAUCGUACAUCUCGCGAGAAUGAAGUUCGCCAGCAGGAGGAAAGGGCGCUUGCCGCAGAAGAUAGAUACUCGCGCGAAGUCAUCGUCCAUGCGGAGUCGAUCAAGACCAUCGAGACCCUCAAACAACAGCUUUCCGUCUCUCAAGCUACCUCCAGGGAGAACCUGUCAGAAGCUGCCAAUGCCCAAGCUAAGCUGGCAGCGUCUGAGGGCAGCUGGAGACAGCAAAAGGAAGCUUUGGACAAGGAGAUUGCUGAUCUUAACGCACGCUCCAAGGAUCUGUCCGCACAGAAUGCUCUUCUUCAUCAACAUCUCGAGACUGUUAGUACCCAAGCUACGCGCAUACGUCAGGCUGUAGACUCUUCUGCUACCGAUGGCACUGCUGGUGAUGCGGAUGUUGGCGGCGAUGUGGAUACUAAGGUUUCAGAGCUCAGAUCUGUGGUGGCUUACCUGCGCAAGGAGAAAGAGAUAGUUGAUCUCCAGCUGGAGCUCAGUAAACAGGAGAAUGUCCGAUUGAAGGCUCAGAUCGAGCACCUGACUCAGAGUUUGCAAGAGACCAGAGCAACCCUUGCUGAGGAGAGAGAACGGGCGAUGGAAGCGGCGACUUCGGAUGCUCAGCACGCUGAGAUGUUGGAGAGGAUCAACCAGUUCAACAUUCUUCGAGAAAGCAACGCCACCCUCCGCACUGACUGCGAGACUUAUGCUAAGCGCUCCCGCGAACUCGACGCUAAACUGCGGGCAUUGUCUGCAGAGCUUGAACCCGCCAAGGAACAGGCUCGUGUCGCACAAGCAGAGCUGCAAGCCCGAGAUGCACAGAUCACCCGUCUUGAGGGAGAGACCCGCCGUUGGCAAGAACGUAACGCGCAGUUGCUGAGCAAAUAUGAUCGUACCGACCCUGCUGAGAUCCAAGGAUUGAAAGACGAAAUCGAAACGCUGAAAACGCAGAAGGCCGACGCGGAGAAAUUGGCUGCGGAACAUGAAGAGAAAGCAAACACUAUUCAAGCCCGGCUCUCACGUCUCGAGGCUAACUUCAGAAUUCACAAAGACAGCAAUACGAAGAGUGUAGACAAGUUCAAAUCUAGUCUUGGGUUGCUUAACAGCGAGAAGUCUCAGCUCAAUGCCACCGUCAGUGAGCUCGAGGGCAAAAUAAAAACCCUGACUGCCGAACGAGACGCAUUGCGCACCACUUCGGCACCUGAUGCGUCGCAGCAGUUGAAUUCCCAGCUGGAGAGGUUACGGCAGGAGAAGGCAACUUUGGAGCAAGCGUUGGCCAAAGAAAGGGCUGCGAAGGCCCAAGCGCCGGUCGAAGGUUCAUCAGAUCAAGUUGUGCUCAUUGCUUCCCUCAGGGAGGAACGAGAUAGGAUUUUGGCAGAAAAGGAGGCUCUGAUCAAAGCUUCUUCUGCUCCACCUUCUGACACUGUGCGCUCCUGGGAAUCAGAAAAGCUUGAGCUUGUAAAGGCACGAGAUGAGGCGUUGACGCGUGCUAAUACCGCAGACGAGCUGGCGAAAAAGAUCUCCGAUGACGUCAGGAACCUUCGUCAAUCGAAUGACAAAUUCCAGGCUAGAAUACAAGAAAUGCAGAAAGCCAGGGACAGGUUGAACACGGAACAAGCUGCCACUGUCGCCGCUGCUAUCGAGAAGGCCAAGAGUGAAACUGCAGGCGGUGCUUCUGUAAACACUGAGGAACUAUCGAAAAAGCAUGCCCAAGAACUGGAAGCUCUCCGAGCUCAGCUGACUGCCCAGCACGAGGCGGCCCUCAAGGCAGCAGUAGACGCUGCCACUAAGGCUGUCAAAGCGGAGCCUGCUACUUCUUCCGAUGAGUCAACGCAAGCCACUAUUGCAGCUGCUAUCGCUGCUCAUGACGCAGAGCUCCAAGCUCAACGUAGCGCGGAAUUGGAUGCGGCGGUCGAGCGGGGUAGGAUGGAAUCACAGGCGAAGAGUAAGAUCAAAGAUGGUCAGCUUGUUCGAUCUCAGGCCAGGCUGAAGGACCUGGAGGCGCAGGUGUUGGAGUGGCGAAAGUCUGGUUUGAUCCCUGAGGCCCCACCACCGCAAACGCCCACAGCGUCGACCUCCAAGGCACCACCACCCCCAGCCUCUGCUGCAUCUUCUACUUCACAACCAGCCACGGCUUCUACACAGUCAACAACUGCGGCAAGUGCAAUACCUGUGAAGCCUGCCGCCGCCGCCGCCGCCUCAAUAGGUCAACCUGCAGCUGCCAGUGGAGAAAAGCAACCCACCAGUGGUGCGGUGCCACUCGGUGUCCCUAGAGGUGGCCGAGGCAGAGUUGUACCGCGCGGCGCUGGGAGAGGCCUCAGUAUCCGAGGCCGGGGCGGCCCUCCACCCUCUGCUGCUGCAACUACCUCCGGUACCACAGGAAUGUCUAUCAUUGGUGCUAGCAAACGUAGUCGAGAAGAAGAUCUGGCCUCGGACGAUUCUCUGGCGAAGCGGCCGAAGCCUGCAGCGGAGACCACCACCGCACCAAAACCCCCUGUUAUUCUCCGUCGCCCGCCUCCAUCAUAACUGGACUCGCAGUACAUACCUUUACCCCAUCAUGGCUCCACAUAUUGUAUCAAUAUUUCACUCGUCGA